This is a messenger RNA of Trypanosoma brucei brucei TREU927, 1803 nucleotides long. RefSeq lists its product as hypothetical. Gene Ontology annotation, molecular function: GTP binding. The record is from RefSeq and is a predicted model, not a curated record. The coding region runs from base 1 to 1803 and encodes 600 amino acids. The transcript has a single exon. NCBI's taxonomy places the organism in Eukaryota, Euglenozoa, Kinetoplastea, Trypanosomatida, Trypanosomatidae.
AUGAGGCAGUUAGGAAGUGCAGUUUUAGCAUGUGGAAACUUCAAUACGCCCCUUAAAUCACUUCGUAGCAUAACGUUACCCACCACAUCAUCACUGAAGCGACUGUUGCGCAGAAGUCAGUUGGGUGCCAACUGCUCGACUAACCGCAUGUGUUUUGCGACUACUACAACCGUAAUGAUGUUAAACAAGUUUGGAUUGAAAUCUAGUGGGGAUGAAAGUGCCAGUGACGGAUAUAACGGGAUAUAUCGCAUGGAAAGCGGCUCGAACAAAAGUGGGCAGCAUGCAUUAGAAGGUGUUGAGGAGGAUUUGAAUUCGCUAAAGAGGCGUGUUCAGCAGCGAUACAGCGAUGAAUUACGGUUCCUUUCCCAUGACAGCAACCGCCAACCGAUGGUGAUUGUCCUUGGGAACCACAGCGCGGGAAAGUCUACGAUGAUUAAUCGUUUAUUAGGUAUCGAACUGCAGCGAUCGGGCGUAUCUCCAACGGAUGACGGCUUUACGGUUAUUCAGAGUGGUGAAGACGAUAUAACCGAGGAUGGACCGACUGCUGUAAGUGAUCCACGAUAUAGUUUUCAAGAGUUGCGCAAAUUUGGCAUCCACUUUGUCAACAAGUUCAAGGUAAAGACACGCAAAUUGCCGGCAACGUCUCUAUUACCACCCGGUCUCAUGAUUGUCGACACGCCGGGCAUGAUUGACACUCCUAUUCAUUUGAAUGAUCGGACAUCAGUUGAGGGUCAGCUCAGGGGGUAUGAUCUGUUCGCCGUGACACGUUGGUUUGCUUCACGUUGUGACUUGAUUAUUUUGAUGUUUGACCCCGCUAACCCCGGUACUACAGGUGAAACAUUAGAUGUUCUCACCAAAUCCCUAGCUGGGGUGGAGCAUAAGCUGCUUAUCGUUUUAAACAAAUCAGAUAUGUAUGACAAGGCAGCGGAUUUUGCUCGUGUGUAUGGCGUCCUUUGCUGGAACCUAAGCAAAGUUUUACAAAUGAAGGACAUUCCACACAUAUACACUACCUAUUUUCUUCCCCGUGGUGAUGAAUUUGACGACACGCGGGACGCAGCAGGUUUUGCUGCCUUCAAUAAGAGUUCCUCAACCGAGGAAACGGCUGUUGGAGGGAGGAAAACAGCAUCGGGAUCACCACAAAAGGAGUCAACGUCGAUUAUUGCCCGAGAUGAGCUUCUUCGACAGAGAAGUGAAGUGGUCAGUGAAAUUCUUCAAGCACCACUGCGUCGCUACGACAAUCUUAUCACGGAGUUGGAGGAAGGGGUGAAACGAGUACUUCUUGCCGGUCGUGUUUGCACUGAAAUUGUAUCAACAUACCGGAAGAUGAAGGUUGUCGCCACUUUGGCACCACCUGCGAUUUUUUGCGUCUCCGGACUUCUGCUUGCGGUUGGCGGUUUCACGGAAGUUGCAGCCUUACUUGCCUCCGCUACCGCGAUCGCCGCCGUGUUUGCCGCUUUGAAGACGCGCAAGUCAUUGGUUGACUUUGAAAAUGAUGUGCUGACGAACAUUGACGUCAUAUUUGACCGUUUGUAUGUCAGGCACGAGAAGACAAUGGAUACUCAACUUCGUUGGAAAGAUACUGUGAAACCCGAAAUUUUGGAAUUUUUGAAUUCUUCAUCCGUCGCAGGGCGGCAAAGCAUUGCUUCACUACCAACACUUAGUAAAAAAUCACAGGACAGCAUUAUAUCGAUUCUCAAGAACGACAUUCCUCAGUUGAGGGUUCGUGUUGCCAACUACAAGGUGAAAAAUUUUCUGCGAGCUGGUGAACGGCAACCGCUGGGUAAUGAGGUGAGGGUCAAAUAA